Messenger RNA from Coregonus sp. 'balchen', 3050 nucleotides. The record is from the annotation of a GenBank genome assembly. Lineage: Eukaryota; Metazoa; Chordata; Actinopteri; Salmoniformes; Salmonidae.
AUGGCAGGACCAAACAUAGCUAAACCCAAAUUUAAUGAAUACCUACAACAACGAAUGACAGAGAGAGUAGGGGGAAAAGAAAAGUAUAAGAAAGUUAAGAAAGUGUGGGAGGAGGUGAAGUUGAGAUGGACACAGGCAGGUUACCUCAGAGGGGGACCUCCCUCGGAGGAAGAACUCAAGAUUAUGGAGAAAAGUCUAGAAGUGGCAGUUGAGAAAGCCAAGGGAGAGGAAGAAGGAAAGAACAAGGCACAUAGGUUUAAGAAAGAGGGAACUAAAAAGAGAAAGAGAGCACAGGGAGAGUUGAGAGUAGGGACAUGGGCAAUAGAGGAGAGUAGGAGGGUGCACCCUAAAAAAUCUGACACAAUGUGUGUGAAAGGGUCUCCUACAGUCGCCCCAGACACCAGCACCAGACCUGUUCCCACUUCACUAUACCCAUUGUUAACAGAGGAGGCACUGCGGCCCCCACCAUACACCCCAGGACAGGAGCACAACAUUCAGACACACCACCAAACCAAUCCAUUUCUCUCCAUGCCUCAGCCUGCAAUACAGGCCCCUGUUCUAACAGUAGGAGAAGGGAGCCUGAAAGGCACCAUGACUUUUGGCAUAAAUGGAGGGCAGUUGCUGUGUGAACAGCCGCCCUCUACCAGCACUCCAUAUCAACCCAAAGAACGGGAAACCCUGAGACGGGAAGAAGGGGGAGACCCGACCUCUCCUGGAGGUCGCUCCCUGCUCUCUUUUAACAACCCUGUGAGCGGAGUGAAUAGUGGGUGUCACCAACAACUGAACCCAGAAUUUUUCAGACAACAUUCUUCACAGGACCUUAGAGGGGGAAGGCGUGGCCAAUGGAGCAAUCAAAGCAGAGAUAUGGAAGAUGAUGAAGACAGAAGAGCUUACAUUAGCGAACUGGAUAAAAACAGAAGGAUACCCACUGAAGAUGAAAUAGAAAGUGAAAUUAAAAAAUUGGAAAUCCAAUUAGGAGGAUCCCGAGCUGAAGUUGAGGUGCUCCUUGCUCCAGGUGAGAACGAAGGGGCCGAGUACCUAGUGGAGGGAAUAAUGAGAGGAACAGUGACAAACGUGACAGAUACCUUGAGAGAUAUCACAACACAUGAGCAACAUCGGAGGUCAGCCAGAGUGGCAGAGAGGAACAGGACAGGAGGACCCCAAAGAACAGACUGGGAAACCGAAAGGUCAAGAAUGUGCCGUCUCAGGCCUGCAGCUAAUCCGGCCUAUGUGGAGUAUGAACCAUGGAAGAUGACUGAUUUGACUACACUAAUGGAACAAAUGCCCAGUCUGCAUGGAGGAGCGUCCUCCUGGUUGAACAAACUACAGACUCUCACAUCAGGUCUGAACCUAUGUCUAGGUGACAUGAGGGCAUUAGUUGCAAGAGCAACUAAUCAUGGAACAAUGACCAGCAUCAUGACAGCUGCAAACCUAGAUGGAAGGGCAGCUACCCUGCCUCUAGAUCAUUUCAGGACAAAUCUAUGGGAUGCGUUGCGAAGGGCCUACCCCACAGAAAGAAACCAGGCCUUGCUUUCCUCCUUCACCAUCAACCCAGGAGAGCAUCCAGCUGAGUAUCUAGACAGAGCCAAAACUACCUGGAGGACAGUAAAUGAAGAACCAUUUGAUCACACUGAUACAACCCUCAACAUGUGGAAGGAGAUGGUGAUCAAUGGAUGCCCAGGGGAUGUGAAGACCAAGCUACGUGCAACAGUGGGUUUAACAACCUUUCCCUUGAUGCAAUUCAACGCACAUGUGCACCACCAUGUUACUCAACACAACAAGGAUAAAGGGGGGGCUGAGAGUCAGGUCCAAUCUCUCCAAGUACAACUACUGAAACUCCAACUAAAGGAGGCCCAAAAAGGAGAAAAACCAAAGAAACAAAUGCUGGCAGAAGAAACGCCUGGUGAAAAUGGAACACCUGAUCUCUUUCAAGUUGUAACAACCCUAGCUCAGACUGUCUCUCAGAUGAUCCAACUACAAGCCUCCCCUCCCCAGGGAACACCUGCCCCAUAUCAACCCCAACCACCAUUUCCCCCACAACAUUACGUCCCACAACCACAACCCUGGCCUCAACAUGGCACCCCAUUAGGUCCUCCAAGAGGAGGGAACUACCUGUGCUACAAUUGUGGAGGAGCUGGACAUUUCAGGCGUGAUUGUAAGGAUCCACCACAAUUUACCUAUCAACCCCAAUGGAGGGGAAGAGGAAGAGGAAGGGGAGGACCACCAUACCCAUCACACCCACCACCUGCUCACCAUCAAGGCCAGGUGAAGCAAGCACCGACGUUUUCACCUCCCCAAUACCAAGCUGCAGGGUUCCAAGGUAUGGCGGGGGAACCCAUGUUCUGGCCAUGAAGGUGCCCACCACCUACGACAGAAAGAGGGGGCGGCAGAGGACAGGACGAACUCUGGAGGUGCCAUGAUGGAAGACAAGUUGAACCAGCUGGACUCUGCCGAGUCCCACACAUCUGGUGGCACCCUCACAUGACAGAAACUGUAGACAGGUUUUCAAAAUGGGUAGAGGCAAUUCCUACAGAAAACUACAGAAUUAGAGGAUGAUAGGUCAGUUAUUAAGUGGCUACAAACUAAGUUAAUACCCAGAUAUGGUAUACCAAGGCAGAUAAGAUCUGACAACCACACAUUUUUAGCAACAAAACACCUGAAAAAGGUGGAGGUAAGAUUCGGAAUCAUGCACAGAUUCGGUUCAGUAACAUCCACAGUCCCAACCAAACAUUUAAAGCUAAAAUAACAAAGGUUUGUGCAGGAACAAAAUUAACAUAGGUCCACCAAGGGAGGGAGGUCAUAUGCCCUCCCUUGAUGUACAACAGAUAGAAAUGACUGAUUAUGUGAAGAAAUUGACGGAAUUUUCUGCAGCACUCUCUUCUCAGGCGCAGAAGGCCCAAGAGGGGGAGCUGUCGGGAAGUACGCUGACACUGAAGGUAAACGUGGGAGACUGGGUGAGGGUUAAAGUCCACAAGAGAAAGUGGCUGGAACCCAGGUGGACUGGACCGUACGAAGUGAAGGAGGUUACUUCACACUCAGUCCAGGUCAGA